Messenger RNA from Sclerotinia borealis F-4128, 576 nucleotides. Lineage: Eukaryota; Fungi; Ascomycota; Leotiomycetes; Helotiales; Sclerotiniaceae. The record is from the annotation of a GenBank genome assembly.
AUGAACAAAUUAACGAUGAUUCGAAGGCUGACUUUGGCGCCGCCCGCUCUCCGAACUAUACUACUUCAACAAAGAUUGAUCUUUCCUCAGUCUCGCCCAUAUGCCGUUCAGAGUAUCACCCAGCCAUCAUUUUGGACGAAUAUGAUUCCUAAACCAUUUCGAAAGAGCGAACAAGUUGUGAGCAAAAAGCCGAAAUCCAAAGAUUGGAACCCUGCGACAUUCUUCAUAUGGAUCUUCCUUCUGAUAGGAUCAAUGUCAAUUCAGAUGAUCGCAUUACGAAAUGAAUACACAGCUUUCAGUCGGCGCGCAGAUGCGAAAAUCGGGCUAUUGAGGGAGAUCAUUCGGCAGAUAAGGAACGGAGAAGAUUGUGAUGUUGAAAAACUUCUCGGAGUUGGAGAUGGAGAGCAAGAAAAGGAGUGGGAAGAAGUAUUGGACGAAAUCGCACGAGAAGACGCAGCAUUGCAAGAGUCUCGUGCAGAGAAAUCAAACCCCGGAGAUGUUGCUAUUCCAGAGAUAAUAGAGAAGGCUCCUGAAGAACCUAAGAAUAAGAGCAGUGGGCCCUCGGGAUUUUAUUGA